Messenger RNA from Aphis gossypii (cotton aphid), 2369 nucleotides. It is a transcript of the gene lovit, whose product is annotated as proton-associated sugar transporter A. Lineage: Eukaryota; Metazoa; Arthropoda; Insecta; Hemiptera; Aphididae. The coding region runs from base 520 to 2241 and encodes 573 amino acids. The record is from RefSeq and is a predicted model, not a curated record. Gene Ontology annotation, molecular function: sucrose:proton symporter activity. The transcript is spliced from 12 exons. Gene Ontology annotation, cellular component: membrane.
GCGGAGAAAAAAUACAACUUCAUCGAGGGUGUCUUGUUUGGAUUAUCACGCUAACGCUUUUAGUCUAUUCGUCCGCGUUGAGCAAAGCGCAUUCACCUUUUUUCUCCUCUCGUUUAUUUAUAAUGUUUCGGAACUUAAACACAAAUAUGUGAAUAAAUUAUUGUUUUAAAGUUAACCGUUUAUUCAUUAAUUGAAAAUAAGGACAUAAUACUUCCUUGUUAUAUAUAUGCAGUAAUCACUGAAGACAAAAUGAACACAGUUGACCUUCUUUAACUGAUACAACAGUAUCUUCAGAGUUCGAUAUUCCAUGACAUAUGCCAAAAUUCAAUGCAAAGUCCUGCAGAUAUUUAUGUUGAUUAUUAAUUAAGACAACCAUAACGACUACAACACAAACAUCGAUUUCUAAAUAAGUCUGGCAAUUUUGAUCGAUUGAAAAAAACUGACGAUUGUUUUUUCACUUUUCACUUAAAAGCAUACAAAUAAAAUUAACAAAUUCUAGUGGUGAUUUAUAAAUUUAUAAUGGUGGAAAAACUUCACGAGUACCAAGGUCCAAUUGGUAUUUUACAUACCUGGAGAGAUUCGUUAAAAGAUAAAUGGGGAGAAUGGAAAGAAAAACGCCCUCGAACACUUUUGGAGCUCUUACAGUCAUUUGGUCUGGCUGAACGUCCAGAAAACCAAAAAGAAGGCGAAAGUCCACCUGAAAUUGAUAUGGAACAGUAUUCUCAUAUAUUUAGAAAAAAGACUAGACGUGAACUAGUACGCAUAUCCGCUGCCGUGAUGGGAAUUGAAUUUUCGUAUGCAGCAGAAACAGCAUUUGUAUCUCCAACACUAUUGAACAUUGGAGUAGACCAUCAACAUAUGACUCUUGUAUGGGCUGUAUCUCCUUGCAUUGGAUUUUUCGUUACUCCCAUAUUAGGAUCUUUAAGUGACAGAUGCACACUUCCGUUGGGCCGACGUAGACCAUUUCUCAUAAUGCUAGCUUGUGGAGUAUUUUUAGGUCUAAUAUUGGUACCAAAUGGAAAAUUAUUGGGACGUUGGGUGGAAGGAGAUCCGACAUCAGGAAACAAUUUCUGGGCAAUAUUUUUUACGGUACUAGGUACAGUACUGUUAGAUUUCGAUGCAGACGCUUGUCAAAGCCCAGCGAGAGCUUAUCUUUUAGAUAUUUGUGUCCCAGAGGACCAUGCCAAAGGUCUAAGCACAUUCACGAUAAUGGCCGGUCUGGGAGGAUGUAUCGGUUAUCUUUUAGGUGGAAUUGAUUGGGACUCAUUAAAAUUUGGAGAAUUGAUGGGAGGUCACGUAAGAGCAGUAUUCACAUUAGUGACUUUUCUUUUUAUUGGUUGCGUUACUUAUACUGUAAGUAGUUUUAAAGAGAUGCCAUUAAAAAUACUACAGUCAAAUCAAACAAGAAUACUGAUCACUGGAGCUGAUGAAGAUAUCGAUGUAGAAAAUAAACUUACUGAAUACGCUCCAAAGUCAUAUGGAACUUUAAAAGACACUGUUGAUGAAAUUGAAGUAGAGAAUAACGAACCACGUCUUAUACCCGAACACGCGACGUUUGCCCACUACUUGAAAACCAUAGUCGUUAUGCCAAAAUCUAUUAAGUUAUUGUGUCUAACAAAUUUGUUCUGUUGGAUGGCUCACGUUUGCUAUUCGUUAUACUUUACGGAUUAUGUGGGUGAAGCUGUAUUCGGAGGAGAUCCCACGGCUUUGAUAGGAAGCGAAAAGAAAAUACUCUACGAACAAGGCGUGCGAUUUGGAUCGAUCGGUAUGGCAAUGUACUCGUUGUCGUGUGCUUGUUAUUCGAGUGUAAUCGAAAGACUCAUAAAACGAUUAGGGGCCAAACGAGUGUACGUGGGAGGUUUGCUGUUUUAUUCUACUGGUAUGUUUUUAAUGGCAGUCACACGGCACAAGUUUAGCGUUAUAUUCUUCUCCUGGGCGGCCGGUGUCAUGUACUCUACAAUGUUCACAAUGCCGUAUUUGCUUAUCGCCCAUUAUCACUCGACCAACACGUUUGCUGACAGUGUCUGUGGUCAAGAACCUGCAGAUGAUCAAAUCAGAGGUUUGGGUACAGAUGUAGCCGUAGUCAGUUCCAUGGUAUUCGUAGCUCAGUUCAUUUUGUCCAUGUGUAUGGGAACAAUUGUCAGUAUAUCCGGAACGACUUCGGCUGUCGUUUACACUGCAUCAUUUUUAGCGUUUUGUGCUUCGAUAGUCGCUUCGCAAAUCGUAUACUUAGAUCUGUAAAAGCGAGAACAUCAGAAUCACAUAAAAAAUAUUUUAACAAAUUCGAUUUAAAACCAAUAUUUUUGUCACUCGUCACUUCAUAUUUUGCUUCAAUAAAAUAUAACCAUAUAAUAUUAUCCACAAAAUAA